This is a messenger RNA of Callithrix jacchus (white-tufted-ear marmoset), 6388 nucleotides long. NCBI's taxonomy places the organism in Eukaryota, Metazoa, Chordata, Mammalia, Primates, Cebidae. The record is from RefSeq and is a predicted model, not a curated record.
AUCUAUAUUUUAAAUAUUCUGAUGUGGCAGGUUAUUAUUCACUACUGUAUCCUCAAUACCUGGAAUAAUGUAUCAUUCUAUUACUCCCAUUGACUUAAAUAAUAAAAUUAAAAUCUGUAUUUUAAAUAUUCUCAUGUGGCAGAUUAUAUAGUAUGUUAAUUAUAUUAGUUAUGCUAGUUAAUAAAAUUAUGGCAAAGUCUUUGGGAAUGAGGUUCAAAUUCAAUCCUGUAACAAUAAAAUCACAAAAAUUGUGGUUAGAAUUUCAGGGUUUUUGUAGGGAUAUUAAAGAUCGUACAGCCAAUCUGGUGCUUGGAUACUGUUGUACCAUAUUUAUCUACUAGAUUUUUAAUGUUGUUUUCAUUUAUUAUGUUUCCUUUUGAGUAUUCCCAGUGAUAGAAAACUGUUGGUUAGGACUACAUACAACCACUAGUUGCUUUCUUGGUUACAAGAGAUGUUUCUUUGUGAGUUUGGUCAUCCCAAAUGAUUCUUGUUUACCAUUUGGGUAAAAAACUUCAACGUUUGGAUAAAAUAUUCUCUGUCAAUUAAUCAUGAAAAGAAAUUAACUACAUAGUAGGCAUUUAAGCCCUAAGCUUUGAAAAGAAAUAAAAGAUAUAAUUACCCUUUGAAAAGAAAUAAAAGAUAUAAUACAAAGAUUAUAUCUUUGUAUUUUAUUCACUCAACUUUGUCAGGACUUUAAGGUAGAGUAGAAUGAAUAUUCUUUUUCUCAGAGUAGAACAAAAAAGUAAGUGGAAAAGAAAGCAAAAGGCUACGUUUGGCCUUCUAGUAAAAGCACCUUUAAAAUGGCUGACCGCAACUUUUUAUAUUGACUUUCUGUAAGAGAGGCAACCACUACCAAGGGGAUCUUGUGAUUAUAUGUAAAUAGAUGUAACCUUCCAAACUAGUUAUAUAUUUCGUAAAAUUUAUAAAUGACAUUCUGCAUAAUAAGAGAAAUGUUACUGAUUUGUUUGUAUUGAGACCAGGUCUCAUGGAGGGCAAUGGUGUGAUCUUGGCUCACUGAAGCCUCAGCCUCCCAUGCUCAAGUAAUCCUCCCACCUUAGCCUCAAGAGUAACUUGGACUACAGGCUCACACCACUAUGCUUGGCUGAUUUUUUUGUAUUUGUUGUAGAAAUGGAGUUUAGCCAUGUUGCCUAGGGUGGUCUUGAACUCCUGGGCUCAAGCAAUACACUUACCUUGGUCUCUCAAGAGUACUGGGAUUAUAAGUAUGAACCACUGCCCCCAGCCUGUUUCCAUUCUCUUUUUUUUUUUCUUUUUCUUUUUUGAGAUGGAGUGUUGCUCCCAUUGCACUAGCUUCAGUGCAGUGGCGCAAUCUAGACUCACUGCAACCUCCACCUCCUGGGUUCAAGUGAUUCUCCUUUAGCCUCCCAAGUGGUUUGGAUUAUAGGUGUGCGCCACCAUGCCUGGCUAAUUUUUGUAUUUUUAAUAGAGACAGGGUUUGCCAUGUUGGCCAGGCUGGUCUCGAACUCCUGACCUCAGGUGAUCCACCUGCCUCAGCCUCCCAUAAUGCUAGGAUUACAGGCAUGAGCCACUGCACCCGGCCUUCAUAUUCAUUUGAUGUUUCAAAGGCGUUCAAUAAGCUGAACCAUCUUGGCCUAUCUUUUAAAUAGGAUUUCCUUUGCCUGCUUUCAUGAAUUUGAAGUUUUGACUUUAGUUUAUAGAAAAUAAAGAUUGGGGAGGGCCUCAACAUUUUUCUGGCCUACAAAUCUGAAAUUCUUUGUAUUAAAUUUACUUAAAACAAACUGUUACAUGUAAAUUUUUGGCUCCUCAAAAAAGGUAGCCCUUGAAUACAAAUUUUCUCAGCAAGGCAAUUUUUACCUUCUGCAGAAAGAGUGCUACCUGUUAACAAUCCUGCCACAAGAGCACAAUGAACAAAGGAAAGGCAGGAAUAGUUAUCCCUUAUGCACUGGGUCCUUACUGCUGUGUCCUUUGUCCGUUGGUUGCAGCUGGACCUCACAGUCAAAGCUGAACCCGAUUGGCUAACAACUUAAAACUUUCCUAAAUAGGCAAUGGCGAACAAAGGAAAAGAGAAAAUUGCUUGUGAAAGAACUUAGAAAAGUAAUACUAUUUCCAAAUAUGGAAGGGGCAUGGGCUGCAAGCUGGGACAUGCCUGAGCAGGUCCAGAACAGAUAUCUUGGUUAAAGUACAAGGAUAUAGAAUGUACUCAUUUCUUUAUAUCUAACAACUACAUAGGAUAGGGCUUAACAAAGGUUUAUUAGAAAAAAAAAAACAAGAAGGCUUUGAAGGAAGUUAGUCUUUAAAAGAAACUAUUAUUUCUAACAUUUACUGUUUACUCUUUAACAAGAAAGGAAACUUUAAAGAGGAACUUUUUACUUUCCACACAAAGGGAACCUCUACUGCUUUGCCCUAAUGAAUUCAGGUAUUCUUUACAGCAUGAAACUAAGCCUAACCAUUCUGUAUUUCUAACUUUAUUCCAGAAUGCUCAUAGGUACCAGGAUAAUUAAGAAAUACUAUUUUUUUUUAACAUGGUUUAUUUAACAUAAUGAAUUAAUUUACUUAGAUCUACUAAUGCUCUCAAUUUUAUUUUCUGUCUACUAUCUGAUGGUAGUAGACAGAAUUAACAACUUUAUUAUAAGCCAGUGGCUAUCAAGUCUGUGAAUUUCACAUUAAUCAAUAUCACAAUUCCUCAGAAGUGGUGGAAAAAUAACUAUUGAUUUUUAAACUUUUUAAGUAUAAAUGAACAGUUGGGUACUAGUUUAAUGAACCUUAUGUGUCCAUAAUCCACCAUCAUGUGAAUGGGACCAGUUUUGUUUAUUUUAUACCCUGUCCACUGUCGUUGUCCACUUUUUUUUUUUGAGACAGGAUCUCACUGUGGCAAUCGCUGAGGCUGUAGUGCAGUGGUAGAAUCACGGCUCACUGCAGCCUCAACCCCCCAGGCUCAAGCUAUCCUCCCAUCUCAGCCUGCCGAUUAGCUGGGACCACAAGCGUGGACCACCAUGCUUGGCUAAUUUUUAAAUUUUUUUGUGGAGACAAUGUCUCCCUGCAUUUCUCAGGCUAGUCUUGAACUCCUCAGCUCAAGCAAUUCUCCCACCUCAGCCUCCUAUGCUAGAAUUAUAGGUGUAAGCCACUGUGUCAGGCUCUCCUUAUCCACAGUUGAUUUUGAUAUCUACUGCUUUUCAUAGCCUAGAUGUUAUGUCUUUAUAAAGAGUUUUUUAAAAUUUGUUUUUCUGUUAUAAAAGCAAAACAGAUAAUCUUCUUAAGGAAAUUCAGGAAAAUACAGAAGAAUAGGAAAAGAUAAAAGUACCCAAUAUUCUUACUACAGUAAGACAACUGAUUUUAGCAAGUUGAUGUAUUUUUUACUUUUUUCUUUGAAUGUUUUUAGCCUUUAAAAAAAUAUAACUAUAAAACUACACGGAAAAAUGUAAGAUUAUUGAAUCCUCUUCCUAACAUAAUUCUUUUUUUAAAAUGAGUAUCACUUUUAACAAUACUGUAACAUUCCCUUGUUGCUAGAUAUUUAAAUUGUUUUCAUUUUUUAAGAUAAUUUUUUUUUCUUAGAAUCUAGGUCUUCCUAUGUUGCCCAAGCUGAUCUUGAACUCCUUAGCUCAAGCAUUCCUCCUACCUUGACCUCCGAAAGUGCUAGAAUUACAGACAUGAGCCCCUGUACCUGGCCAAAGUUUGAUACGUACUAGGCUGCUGGAUGAUGUAUUAAGGCUCAGGAAAAUUCUUAAUGGUCAUUGUAGACUAGGUUUUUAAAUGUGAUGUUAACCAGAAGUCACACAGGAAUUUUUAGUUAUUUCCCUGAGUUUCAUAAGUGCUAAUUAAGGGAAUCAUUUGUGCCUUCUCAAAAACAUGUCUUCAUUCCAGUGACAGAUGGGCUGGAUAAAUAAUGUUUCAACCCUCUUACUCUGCCCAUAGAGUCUCAUUCUCUAGUUCCAUAUUAAACACCAGAAGAUUAAUUAGUGUGAGUAGUUAUAUAGAUGUUUGUUGAUUAAAAAAAAUUUGUUUUUUGAAAGAGAAAAAAAGAAAGGAAGAAAAAGAAAGAAAAGAAGAAAGAGAAAAAAGAAUGAAAGAGAGAAAGAAAGAGGAAGAGAAAAAGGGAGAGAGAACGGGAAUCUUGCUCUAUUGCCCAGGCUAGAAUGUAGUUUAAAAAUGUGUAUUGAAAACCUCUUUUAUGCCAAUAAAUGUGCUUAGCAAUGGAGACAGGAAGGCAUAAGGGAAGAAAAUAACAGACAAGCAGCCGACCAAUAUUUCAUUUAAACCAAAAAAUUUUUUUUCGCCUUGAACUAUUUCAAACCUCCGGAAAAAUUCAUAGUGAUAUAAUGAGUACUCUCAUGGUCCCUUUCUAAAUUGUCAAGUCCUUUUUCCAAAUUUACUUCAAGUCUUAUUUUGUGGGGAAAGGGAAAGCUUUUGAUUUUUAUUAAGCAUUAAGAUAAUGUUGAAGUCACUACAUAUAUUUAUUUGACUCCAUUCCCUACCCUGCUCCCUAGAGAGAAGUAAUCUCAUGAUGCAAAUUACUUAUUUUCACUAAUCAGUUGCUUUGUGUUUGUUUCUUUGUUUUUGUAUUGUUUCUUCACCUACCCAAUGAAAAGGAUAAAUGGCAUUGUCUCUUUAAUGAACUACUGAGUGUUAAGAAUAAUCUUAUUUUCUCAUCUUGAAACUCGAAUUACAACAUUUUUAAAAAUAUGGCAUUUGGAGAGAAGCAGCUGAUUUUCAGCUUUCCGUGGAUUCUUUAUUGGAAAAAGACAAUGACCAUUCAAGACCAGAUAUUCAAGUUCAUGCCAAGAGACUAGCAGAGAAGCUAAGAUGUGAUACAGUGGUGAGUGAAAUCAGUACUGGUGAAAGGACUGUAAAUUUCAAAAUAAACAGAGAGCUCUUAACAAAGACAGUAUUACAACAAGUCAUUGAAGAUGGCUCAAAAUAUGGAUUAAAAAGUGAACUUUUCUCUGAUCUUCCCCAGAAGAAGAUUGUGGUUGAAUUCAGUUCACCUAAUGUUGCUAAAAAAUUUCAUGUUGGACAUUUGCGUUCUACGAUCAUAGGAAAUUUUAUAGCAAAUCUCAAAGAAGCUUUAGGACAUCAAGUAAUAAGAAUAAAUUACCUUGGCGAUUGGGGCAUGCAGUUUGGUCUUCUGGGAACUGGCUUCCAACUAUUUGGCUAUGAAGAAAAACUGCAGUCCAAUCCUUUACAGCAUCUCUUUGAAGUUUAUGUACAAGUUAAUAAAGAAGCAGCAGAUGAUAAAAGUGUAGCAAAAUCGGCACAGGAGUUCUUCCAGCGAUUGGAAGAGGGCGAUGUGCGAGCACUUUCACUGUGGCAAAAAUUCCGGGACUUGAGCAUUGAAGAGUAUAUUCGGAUUUACAAGCGUCUGGGAAUAUAUUUUGAUGAAUAUUCAGGAGAAUCAUUUUAUCGUGAAAAAUCUCAAGAAGUCUUAAAGUUGCUGGAGAGUAAAGGACUCCUACUGAAAACAAUAAAAGGAACUGCUGUAAUAGAUCUAUCUGGGAAUGGUGACCCCUCUUCAAUUUGUACUGUAAUGCGAAGUGAUGGGACUUCUCUCUAUGCAACCAGAGAUCUUGCAGCUGCUAUAGAUCGAAUGGACAAGUAUAAUUUUGAUACAAUGAUAUAUGUGACAGAUAAAGGACAAAAAAAGCAUUUUCAGCAAGUAUUCCAAAUGCUGAAGCUCAUGGGAUAUGACUGGGCAGAAAGGUGCCAGCACGUGCCCUUUGGAGUAGUGCAGGGAAUGAAGACUCGAAGAGGAGAUGUCACUUUUCUGGAAGAUGUUUUAAAUGAGAUUCAAUUAAGGAUGCUACAGAACAUGGCUUCCAUUAAGACAACUAAAGAACUCAAAAACCCACAGGAGACUGCAGAGAGGGUCGGACUUGCAGCACUCAUUAUUCAGGACUUCAAAGGUUUACUCUUAUCUGACUACAAGUUCAACUGGGAUCGUGUUUUCCAGAGUCGUGGGGACACAGGAGUCUUCCUGCAAUACACACACGCCCGCCUCCACAGUUUGGAAGAGACUUUUGGAUGUGGUUACCUGAAUGACUUCAACACUGCUUGUUUACAAGAGCCACAGUCUGUUUCAAUUCUCCAGCAUCUUCUCAGGUUCGACGAGGUGCUUUAUAGAUCAUCUCAAGACCUUCAACCCAGGCAUAUUGUCAGUUACCUUCUAACUUUAAGUCAUCUUGCAGCCGUGGCACACAAAACACUACAAAUAAAAGAUAGUCCUCCUGAAGUGGCUGGGGCCAGACUUCGUCUUUUCAAAGCUGUCCGUUCUGUCCUAGCCAAUGGAAUGAAACUUCUUGGAAUAACACCUGUAUGUAGGAUGUAAUUUCCAACUAAAAUGGCUUUUAAAAUGUCAAAUGAAUUCUAGUUAUCUGUUCUAUCUUACUGUUAAGAAUAAAUUUAAACUAUUAUUCUA